Molecule: messenger RNA, 3413 nt
Organism: Galleria mellonella (greater wax moth)
Lineage: Eukaryota; Metazoa; Arthropoda; Insecta; Lepidoptera; Pyralidae
Exons: 4
Coding region: 670-1341 (223 amino acids)
Molecular function (GO): protein binding
Source: RefSeq, a predicted model, not a curated record
UUAUCUUUUUAAAUGCAAUAUUAUCGUUAUCAUAUGUCAAUCCACAGCUGGACAUAAGCUUUCUCCAAUAUCUUCUGCCAUGUACAAUCUCUGUUUUUCACAUCUAUCCAUUUCUGGUCAUCUUCUUAAUAUUAUAGCUCAUCUAGAAGAAGGGCACGCCCGCUGCAUUAUCCUAAACCUGGCUUUCACUCCAAAACUUUUCUUGCCUAUCUGCUAUUGUUGACUUGACAAAUAUGGUAGAGUCACUGUCUUCUUAGCUGACAAAUUUUGAGAGCUAGGUCAGCCACUUUAGUUCUUUGUGGAAUUUCUUAGUUCUAGAUUAUCUCGCUUAGAAAAAUUUCAAAAAUAGCUUUCUUCAUCGUCCUCUGUGCGACUUUUAAUGUGUUGGCCAGCCCCACAGUUAGGUUUUAGGUCUCUGCACCGUAUUAAAUUAGCUAUGUCUGCGACAUAGUUAAUAUAAAAUACCUAAGCGGAUGUAUUAGAUAUGAUUUGAUUACCAAUAUGAUUUAAAUAAAAAGACGGUACUUAUAAUUAUAAUGAUUGCAAGUUUUGGUAGGUAAUCAUAAAACUAAAUUAAAUACACAUAACACAGUUAUUAUAUUAACAUCCAAUAGUUGAAGUGUAUUUUAUACUCCUUUUUUUUUUAAAUCUGAAAUAUUUUAUAAUAUUAUGGAAAGAAGCGAUUAUGUGCUUAGAAAUUGUAUUAUUAAUAAUAAUGAAAGUGAAGUCAUUGAAUUUCUCAAUCAUGGAUUAGAUCCAAAUUUUGAAGGUGGUUGGCCAAUUAGAUUAGCAGCACGUCAUGGACAUUAUUCGAUUGUUAAAAUAUUUUUACAAUACGGAGCAAACCCUCAUUUAUUGAGUGAUUCUGGCGCAUCAACAUUACAAUUUGCUGUAUAUUCUAAUGAAGAAUGGAAUAGCGACAAUUGGAACUUGUUAUUGUCUUGUUGCGAUUCUUCACAAUUAGCAGACGGCGCUGCUGUAGCUAUAAUUUUUCAAAAUGUGACUGCUCUCAAGAAAAUAUUAGAAACCGGUAGAUGUAAUACUAAUAUACCUACAACAUUAACAGGAAAAACUGUUGAAGAUUUGGCAAAAGGGUACAAACUUCAGUAUCUUUUGAAUACUCCUACAAUUCCAAAUACUCAUAUGAAUGUGUGUACACCAGUAUCGUCACCAAGAAUAUCAAGUCGGAAUAAUAUAUCGGAUUCUGGAACAGUUUUACGUCAACCACAAAUGAACAGCUUAUCACCAUCUGUCGCUCAAUUUUUCCAUCAAACAGCAAGUCAAACUUCGUUGACGCCACCAAGAAUGAACUUAAUUACAUCUCCACCAACAAUCGAUUGAGUUUUUGAUAUAAUGGUAUGCGUGGCUGUCUAAAAUGCUACAUUUACAACAAUGUAUCAGUUAACAACUAAUAGAAUUAACCAUUUACCUAUCGUAAUACCAUAUACGUUUGAGAUCUUAGUGGUAUAAAAAAUAAUUUCAUUCUAUAUACCUUUAAGUAGUCUAUUGGACAUAAAAUGGUAAAAAAAAAGACUUGGAUAUAUAGUCACUUAUACCUAAGUAAGCUUAAAAGUUCUAUCAUUUACUUCAUGCGCGGAAUUUCUGCAAAUGUAUUUGGGCGAAUUAUGCUAUUGUGAUAUUUUCAUCUUACGACGUCUCAUUUAAAGGAAGGAUAAUUUAAAUUGUCUAUUUAUCCCAAAUUUAAUUCAGAAAUGUUGUUUCUUACUUAUCCGCAAGCAAAAAUUGCUAAGAACAUGCUUACCUUGUUGAAGAAUGGGAAUAACUAAAAAUUGCAUUUUUAUAUUAAAAUUUUAAUCUUUUGACCAGGUUUAGUUUCGGUAGCUAUUGCUUUGCCCCUAGUGUUUGGCAUGGAUAGGCAAUUUUAAAUUGUAUCGCAGGUAUACUAUCUUUUAAUCUAUGUUUUAUACCUACUUAGUGUUUUAAUAUUUCUGGAUGAAGUAAUUUUUAAUUAUUGUAAGCUUUUCUUCUGUGUCUAUUCUUUUUCUAUUUUAUACAAGGAACAUGUAUCAAAAAAGCAAACAUACAAAUACAGGUUUUUUAUCGAAUAAAUUUGACAGGGCUUCUGUCGGAUUUACCUGUCACAAGGGCGAUACGAAGAUGAAACUGUUUGGGUGGUUUAAAAGUGAAAUAGAUAACACUACUGGUUAUGCGAUGCCAAGAGAGUAAAACAGACAUUUUGGAUAUUUUGUACUUCUACAAACAAUAUCUGCGUUAACACACGAUGGGGUAAGUGAAACAUACGUAGGUUUAUGGGCUCUAAUUUCAGCAGCAGAUCUUAAUUUUAGUAGAAUUAAAUGUGAAGUACCCACAUCUACUCCUUAUUUAAUCAGUUUACCAUGAUACGAUUUUCAAGUUCAUGGAUUGUUUGUUCAUUGAUAAAAUCAGUUAACGAAAACAAUCAGUUGUUUUGUUUCACUUACCCCAGGGAUGAAAUAAAUAAUUGCAAUCAAUCUAAGCAAAAAUUAUACCUGGGAUGAUACGUCUUAAGAAGAAUACGGUUGCCAUUAAUGUUUUUGGACACAACCUAUAUCUUCUGUAUCGCACUCUUAUAACAUACAGCAUGCUAGAGUUCCGCGCUUCGUUAUAAUAUGAUCCAAUUUAAUACAAAAUUAUGGGCUUGUUAAUUACAUUAAAUAUAAUAAUUAUUUCUAAAUUGUUUAGAUGUUACGACUAGGUAUAUCUGCAGUGAAAAGUUUUAAUGAAUGAACCUCUUAAAUUAUUAUGUAAUUUGUUGGUCGUAUAUUGUAAAUUUAUAUAGGUAUAAUACUAUUACCGAGUUCGUGAGUUUAUGAGAAUAUGGGAAAACAUUUCCUCGCAUUCAAUUUGAUUAAUCUACUCUUGUCAUCAAAAGCGACUACGCGACUAGACGAACACAUAAGGAAUUCACAUAACCCUUAUCGUUGACUUGUUUUUCAUGUACUUUUACGAAUGCGGCUUGCUUCUUUAUUUACCAUUCCAUUGCAUGUGUUGUGCAUAACAUUACGCUGAUAGAAUUUUCAUAAAAUGAACAGGUAUUACAUUCGUUUGUAUGGUUGCAAUUUUGUUAAAGUUAUUAUACGUAGGUAGGUAUUUACCAUCAUAAUUUAAUACUUACAUUCAGAUGGAAGCUUAUUCAAGUUCUAUUUGUUUUUCGGUAAUCAAUUAUAGGAUAUAGCAAAACUUUAUUGAUGACUGUAAUUAUACUUAUUUCUAUGACAAAAAAAUUUAAUUUGGUUAUAUUGUACCUAAGUACCGAUCCAUGAAUUAGUACAAAAAUAAAUUUUAAAAACAAAAGAAUGCAAGAAAAUUAUUAGUAGGUAGUAUAUUUAUUAUUUAAUGACAUUGAUUAAUCUAUUAACAAAUGAUUUAAAAAUGACGUCAAAUGAAAUAAAAUUUAUUUGAGAAAAUUUGAA